Molecule: messenger RNA, 597 nt
Organism: Podospora bellae-mahoneyi
Lineage: Eukaryota; Fungi; Ascomycota; Sordariomycetes; Sordariales; Podosporaceae
Exons: 1
Coding region: 1-597 (198 amino acids)
Source: RefSeq, a predicted model, not a curated record
AUGCCCAAACCCAACCCCAACCGCGUCACCAAGCCGACCAAGUCCACCAACCCACCCCUCACUCCCGCCCUCCGCCGCCCAACCCCCCUCCUCUCCCACCUCACCCCAAAACAACAUUCAGCCACAAUAACCUCCCGCCUCUCAGGCACCCCCGCUACAGGCGUCAUCCCCCAGGGUUACAAACACCCCAUCUCCGACCUUAGGUACGACCUACCCGAAUGUACCUGGGAUUCCCUCCUCGAAUUCUACCGCCAAACCCAAGAUUCCUACAUCAUGGAAGAAGAGAUAAAAGCCGAAAGCGCAAGGCGCAACAUCAUGGGUGAACCCCCCUGUCCGAAAACACCAGAAAGGGUUGUCCCCCCGACUUACGAUCCAGAGUAUGCCAUGCCAGAUUACAGUUUCGGGGCGAUUCUGGAGAGGUAUAAAAGGCAGAAGGAGGAGAGUUUCGUCACGGAGGCGGAGAUCAGGGAGGAGCAGAGGGGGAGGUCGGAGAGGGCCGGGAGGUGGCGGAUGGCGAGGAGGGAAGAGGAAAAGGAGGUGGGGGCGAUGGGGGGGGAGCAGACACCGCGUGCUAGUCGGGAUGGGUCUUUGUCUUAG